AUGGAUUAUGAUAUGUGUGAAAGUUUUGAUAUGGUAAUUAAAAAUUAUCCCGAUAAAACAAACAAUUCUGAAGGAUGUGAUAUUCAUGAUAUAGAUGGUAUUGAGGAAUACUGCGUUGAUGAAGAAUCAGGCGAAGGAGAAUGUAAGACUGAGCUCGAUAAAAUAAAUGCUGCAUGCUUAUGGUUGCUCAAUGAAAAUAUUGCUAAAGGGAUUGAUGAUUUAAGUAAAGAAAAAAUUAAUGUGUUUAUUAUAUACAUUAUGAUAUGGUUAAAUUAUAUGUUAAACCUAAAGAAAGAUGACAAAACAAACCUAAAUUAUUUGUAUACUAAUCAUAUAGGAAAAAAUGUGAAUUAUACUAAUUGUACAAAUGGUGGUAAAGAUUGUAAUAGUAAAUUAAAUACUAAAGCAGGAUAUAAUAAUUUUAAGGAUAUCAUGGAUAAAAGAAAGGAUUUGUUGAACAUUAAUUUUGAAGAUAUAUCUAAAUUUUAUGAAGCAUUUAAAUUAUUAUGUAAAAUUCCUACUGAAUAUGAUGAAGGCAAGCUAGAAUGCACGGAAUAUUUAAAAAUAGCUAAAGAAUUUGUUGCAAAAUAUAAUGAAUUUAAUAUCGUUUCUGAUAUUACUGAAGAUGAUCCCUAUUAUCAAGUAUUGUUUACAUUAUCAACUGAUUAUGAUAAUUUUAAAGAGGACUAUAAUGCUAGUUGUAUGAAUAUUCCAUCGCUUCCACCGAUAAAAUCAACACAAAAUCACAUACAAAGUUCUGAAGAGCAUUCUGAACAUGGUUCUGUACAAAAUUCUGGUGUUACAUCAUCAAGCUUGUCGAUAGUAAAAAAAUUAAUUCUAGCUUUAUCAAUAUUCAGUGCAAUAACAAUUUUUUUGGGAAUUUUUUAUAAGUGUUCGUUAUUUGUAUUACGGAAAAGAGCUCAAAAACAACAUUUAAGAGAAAAACUAAAAAAUAUAAAGAAGAGAAUAAAUCAUUAA
Plasmodium yoelii is the source of this 978-nucleotide messenger RNA. RefSeq names its product PIR protein. The transcript is spliced from 3 exons. The record is from RefSeq and is a predicted model, not a curated record. NCBI's taxonomy places the organism in Eukaryota, Apicomplexa, Aconoidasida, Haemosporida, Plasmodiidae. Bases 1 to 978 code for a protein of 325 amino acids.